Messenger RNA from Kuraishia capsulata CBS 1993, 405 nucleotides. RefSeq lists its product as uncharacterized. The transcript has a single exon. Lineage: Eukaryota; Fungi; Ascomycota; Pichiomycetes; Pichiales; Pichiaceae. The coding region runs from base 1 to 405 and encodes 134 amino acids. The record is from RefSeq and is a predicted model, not a curated record.
AUGCAAUUGAAAUUUUUUCUUCGUUUAACGAAACUCUUUGGUAGCCCUCUUACAACCCUCUUCGGAUCCAAGAACGAAAAAAUCGCUUUGAAGACCUUGUUUCUGCCUUGUUUCAAUGUAGAUAUCCGGGUUCAACGAAUACCACAAAUCGAGUACCACACCAAUCGAGUAGAUGAGGCAAUGAAAUUGCUGGUUAAGAGGCUUGUUAGAGUCUAUGAGUACUCUCAAGUCUCUCUUGACUCUCUCAGCUUUGUUGUAUCUUGUUUCAGUAUACCUUUUGUCUCAAUUUUCGUAUCGUUGUUCACCUCCUUGAAAGCUUCUUCCUCACUGAAAAGUUGUAAGCCAACACAAUUCUCAGCACUCCUUUAUAUAUAUAACACACGGGGUUGCCACCCAAUAUUUUAA